Molecule: messenger RNA, 1504 nt
Organism: Puntigrus tetrazona (Sumatra barb)
Lineage: Eukaryota; Metazoa; Chordata; Actinopteri; Cypriniformes; Cyprinidae
Gene: bbs5
Product: Bardet-Biedl syndrome 5
Exons: 12
Coding region: 147-1175 (342 amino acids)
Biological process (GO): cilium assembly; intracellular transport
Cellular component (GO): BBSome; ciliary basal body
Molecular function (GO): phosphatidylinositol-3-phosphate binding
Source: RefSeq, a predicted model, not a curated record
CUCACUGAUGUUACCGUGGUGACGUGAAGACGCUCUGCGCUAAAUCCUCUUACAGAGCGACUGAGUUUGAGCCAAUAUUUUCGAAGGAAAGAAAUAUUUACUUUGCAUUAUUUCGCUUAUAGACCUCUAACAGUAAGGGACUGGUGAUGGCGUCGGUGUUAGACGCACUCUGGGAGGACAGAGACGUGAGAUUUGACAUCACUCCUCAGCAGAUGAAAACCAGACCAGGCGAAGCGCUUAUCGACUGCCUGGAUUCAAUCGAAGACACAAAGGGAAAUAAUGGUGACAGAGGAAGACUCCUCGUGACCAAUUUGAGGAUAAUCUGGCACUCACUGGCACUGCCAAGAGUCAACCUGUCUGUGGGAUACAACUGUAUUAUUAAUAUCACCACGAGGACGGCAAAUUCAAAACUGAGAGGUCAGACUGAAGCACUUUACAUAUUAACCAAAUCUAAUAACACUAGAUUUGAGUUCAUAUUCACCAACGUGGUACCAGGAAGUCCAAGACUGUUUACUUCUGUCAUUGCUGUUCACAGAGCUUAUGAAACUUCCAAAAUGUAUCGAGAUCUGAAGCUAAGAGGAGCUCUUAUUCAGAAUAAACAGCUGAGGCUUCUGCCACAGGAGCAGGUGUAUGACAAGAUCAAUGGAGUCUGGAACCUGUCUAGUGAUCAGGGUAAUCUUGGAACGUUUUUCAUUACCAACGUGAGAAUAGUGUGGCACGCCAACAUGAACGAGAGCUUCAACGUCAGCAUUCCUUAUCUACAAAUUCGCUCAAUAAGGAUUAGAGACUCUAAAUUUGGACUUGCUCUUGUGAUCGAGAGCUCUCAACAGACAGGAGGAUAUGUGCUGGGAUUCAAGAUCGACCCAAUGGACAAGUUACAAGAUGCAGUGAAAGAAAUCAACUCCUUACACAAAGUGUACUCGGCAAACCCCAUUUUUGGUGUGGAAUAUGAGAUGGAAGAAAAGCCUCAGCCUCUGGAAGAGCUGACAGUAGAGCAGCCACCUGAUGACGUGGAGAUCGAGCCAGAUGAGCACACGGACGCUUUUACUGCUUAUUUUGCUGAUGGAAAUAAGCAACAUGAUCGCGAGCCGGUGUUCUCCGAAGAGCUGGGUCUUGCUGUAGAGAAACUGAAAGACGGAUUCACACUACAGGGACUCUGGGAAGUUAUGGGUUAAAACGUGCAAAUGCUCUGUACCAUUAUGUGUUUUGGCAUUGCAAUGUUUACAAUGUUACACUUUUCAUUAGCACAAUGUGAAUUUUAUUUAUUUUCAGAGUAUUUUUUGAUAUUUUCUAAUCAAAUAUGUUUACAAAUUAAAGUGUAAGUUAGAAAAAUGCUGGAAAAACAUUUAAACUUUUGUGUAUUAUUAAUGGAAUUACAGGAAUAUUCAUACAUGUUAAAUACGAAAUAAUAUUUGUAUUUUAGAAACCGCGAGCUUGUUUUAUGUAGAGAACUUUACAUGCUAAUUUUGCUGUUGUGACUGAAUAAAAGUGCGAGUAAAAAUGA